GGCUCGGGCCGGCGGAGCGCCGUGCCCAUUUAAGGAGGCGGACCGUACCACCAGAACUUUCUUGGCAGGGGGUAUUCGGGCGAACUCCGGCAACUUUCAGGGAGCCGACAUACGAUUUCGCUUCUCUUCCGACGCCGGCCCGAGCUCUGGUGCCGCUCGCUGGGAGCUGUGCGCUGGUGGGCUGUGGCCGUGGGCUUCUCCGGUUUCCCUUCAUGCGAAAUCGCCCCGAGGGAUUUCGCUGGCUCUGCACUCGGACGCGACGUUCCCCGAGCUGGUCCAAAGUGUAGUUCGCCUGCAGAGGCCCCAGUGCCCGGAUGUCCAUCAGGCUUAGUGGGAGCCAAUAAGGCCGGAGCCCGAGGCUGCACUGAGGACGCCCGGGCUCGGGAGCAGGUAGUCCGGUAACGCCGGGGAGUCGCGCUGGGGAGACCGUCCCCGCCCGGCCCCAGCAAAUGGUGAGCGCGGCGCUGGCGGAAGGGCCGCGGGUUGAAGGCUCCGAUGGACAGAAGUCCUUGAGCUCUGAAAACUGAAUGAUGGCAGCCCAGUCAAGCUUGUACAAUGAAGACAGAAACCUGCUUCGAAUUAGAGAGAAGGAAAGACGCAACCAGGAAGCUCACCAAGAGAAAGAGGCCUUUCCUGAAAAGAUCCCCCUUUUUGGAGAGCCAUAUAAGACAGAAAAAGGUGAUGAGCUAUCCAGUCGAAUACAGAACAUGUUGGGAAACUAUGAAGAAGUGAAGGAGUUCCUUAGUACCAAGUCCCACCCUCAUCACUUGGAUGCUUCUGAAAGUAGGUUGGGAAAGCCAAGAUAUCCUUUAUUUCCUGAGAAGGGGAGCAGCGUUCCACCCCACUCCUUCCACACUAGUGCCCACCACCAGCCUGUUAACACUCCUGCCUCUGGACCACUUCCUGUUGGUAACAUUAGCCACAAUCCAAAGAUGGCACAGCCAAGAAUGGAACCAAUGUCAAAUCCUCAUGUCAAAAGCUAUGGCCCACCAGACAGCCAGCACCUGACCCAAGAUCGCCUCAGUCAGGAGGGUUGCGGCUCCAGUCAUCACAAAAAGGGUGAGCGCAGAGCUGAUGGAGACCGCUGUGCUCUGGUGACAGGCUUGGCUCCAGAGAGGGAGCUUGCUCCCUUACUCUGCUUGCCUUCUCCAGUUCCCCCACUGUCACCUGUACAUUCCAACCAGCAAACUCUUCCCAGGACACAAGGAAGCAGCAAGGUUCACAGCAGUAACAGUAACAGCAAAGGCUAUUGCCCGGCCAAAUCUCCCAAAGACCUCGUGGUAAAGGCCCACGAUAAAGAGACUCCUCAAGACAGUUUAGUGGCAGUUGCCAGCCUUGGCGUGGCCCCUCCCCAGCCACCUUCUCAGACUUUCCCCCCACCUUCCCUCCCCUCAAAAACUGUUGCAAUGCAGCAGAAGCCCACGGCUUAUGUCCGGCCCAUGGAUGGUCAAGAUCAGGCUCCUAGUGAGUCUCCUGAACUGAAGCCACUGCCGGAAGACUACCGGCAACAGACCUUUGAAAAAAUAGACUUAAAAGUGCCUGCCAAAGCCAAGCUCACCAAGCUGAAGAUGCCAUCUCAGUCAACUGAGCAGACCUACUCCAAUGAAGUUCAUUGUGUUGAAGAGAUUCUGAAGGAAAUGACCCACUCAUGGCCGCCUCCUUUGACAGCAAUACACACGCCUAGUACAGCUGAGCCCUCCAAAUUUCCUUUUCCCACAAAGGAUUCUCAGCACAUCAGUUCUGCAACCCAAAACCAAAAACAAUAUGAUACAUCUUCAAAAAUCCACACUAAUUCUCAGCAAGGGACAUCCAUGCUUGAAGAUGACCUUCAGCUCAGUGACAGUGAGGACAGUGACAACGAACAAAGCCCAGAGAAGCCUCCUCCUGCAUCUGCACCUCCAAGUGCCCCGCAGUCGCUUCCAGCAGCAGCGGCCUCAGCACAUUCCAGCAGUGCCGAGUCAGAGAGCACCAGUGACUCAGACAGCUCCUCGGACUCGGAGAGUGAGAGCAGCUCAAGUGACAGCGAAGAGAAUGAGCCCCUAGAAACUCCGGCUCCUGAGCCUGAGCCUCCCACAACGAACAAAUGGCAGCUGGACAACUGGCUGACCAAAGUCAGCCAGCCCACAGUGCCCCCAGACGCGCAGGGGAACGCAGAGCCCCCGUCUCGGCACCCGGACAGUAAGGGCAAGGGUGGGGGCGACAGCAGCGGCCCCACCGCCAGUCACGGUCAGGAGCGCACGGAAUCCAAAGAUCCUCCCCUCAAAACCUCCAGCAAAGCCCCUCGGGGCUCCUCUGAAGGCCCCCACACCGGCAAGAGAAGCUGUCAGAAGUCCCCCGCGCAGCAGGAGCCCCUGCAGAGGCAGACCGUUGGAACCAAACAACCCAAGAAGCCUGUCAAGGCCUCGGCCCAGGCAGACCUACGGGCCGGCCUGCAGGUGGAAAGUGAGCCAGGACCCCCUCCAUAUGGCUCCAAAGACCAGCCUUCCAAAGACAAGCCCAAGGUGAAGACGAAAGGGAGGCCCCGUGCCGGAGACAGCAGAGAGCCCAAGUCCGCGGCGCCCAGCCCCAGCGAGCGCAAGAAGCACAGGAGCGGGCCGCUGGCCCCCUCAAAGGCACUCUCGGGCCCGGAGCCCACGAAGGACAAUGCGGGGGCCAGGAGCCCCGAGCACUUUGCCCUGGUUCCCCUGACGCAAAGCCAGGGCCCGCCUCAUGGCAGCGGUGGCGGUGGCAGCAGCGGCAGGACUAGUGGCUGCCGGCGCGCUGUGGUCGUCCAGGAGGACCGCAGGAAGGACAAGCUCCCAGGACCUGGGAGAGACCCCAAGCUGCUGUCCCCACUCAGGGACACUCCUCCCCCACCAAUCUUGAUGGUGAAGAUAACCCUGGACCUUCUUUCUCGGAUACCCCAGCUUCCUGCCAAGGGGGGCCGUCUGAGGAAACCCGAGGACAAGCAGCCCCCCGCAGGGAAGAAGCUGGAGUCGGAGAAGAGAGGCGCAGACAAUUCAAGCAAGUUGGCCAAAAAAAGAAAGGCUGAAGCAGAGAAAGACCUUGAUAGCAAGAAAGCCAGACCGGAGAAAGAAACCAAGUCACAGUCAUCAUCUUCAUCCUCCCACAAAGAAUCUUCUAAAACAAAAACAUCCAGGCCCGCCUCUGAGCCCUCAAAGAAGGAAGCGCUUCCACCCCCAUCUGCGUCAUCCUCCUCUUCCUCUUCCUCUUCCUCCUCCUCCCAGAAGCCAGCCAAGCCUGCACAAAAGAGGCCAAAGCGGGAAGCCGACCCCUGCAGCCAGGACCCUCCCCAAAGUGCCAGUAGUAGCAAGGGCAGCCACAAAGACUCUUCUGCUCCCAAGCACAGAAAAGUAGAGGGGAAGGGAUCUGGAAGCUGUCAGGAGCACAAAGGGUCUUCUGGAGAUACUGCAUAUCCUUUUCUAGUGCCUUCUUUGCCAAAUGGUAACUCUAAACCAGGGAAGCCUCCGGUGAAGCUUGACAGACAACAAGCAGAUUUUCACAUGAAGGAGGCCAAAAAGUUGAAGCAGAAAGCAGAAUUAAUGACGGACAAGGUUGGGAAGGCUUUUAAGUACUUGGAGGCCGCCUUGUCCCUUAUUGAGUGCGGGAUUGCCAUGGAGUCAGAGAGCCCGGCGUGCAAGUCGGCUUACUCGGUGUACGCAGAAAGCGUGGACCUCAUUAAAUUUAUAAUGUCAUUAAAAUCCUUCUCAGACGCCUCAGCUCCACAAGAGAAAAUAUUUGCUGUUUUAUGCAUGCGUUGCCAGUCCAUUUUGAACAUGGCGAUGUUUCGUUGUAAAAAAGAUACAGCAAUAAAGUAUUCUCGUGCUCUUAACGAACACUUCAGCAGUCUUUUCAAAGUUGCCCAGGCGCCUUCUCCAUGCGUUGCAAGAACCACAGGCACACCGUCCCCUCUCUCUCCAAUGCCUUCUCCUGCUGGCUCUGUCGGGUCCCAGCCAAGUGCUGGCAGCGUAGGGAGCAGCGGCAUGCCUGUCACCAUUCAGAACAUGACAUCUUCAUAUGUCACCAUUACUUCCCAUGUCCUUACCGCCUUCGAUCUUUGGGAGCAGGCUGAAGUCCUUACAAGGAAGAAUAAAGAAUUUUUUGCUCAGCUCAGCACAAGUGUGUGUGCCUUGGCCCUCAACAGCAGUUUGAUGGAUCUGGUGCACUAUACAAGACAGGGUUUUCAGCGGCUAAAGCAAGCAACCAAAACACCUUAACGGAGGCCCAAGUUGAUUUGAUGGCUUGGGGACUUUUUUGCACAUUAAAAGCCUCAAAAACAGUUCAGACGUUUGUCUCAUCAAGACACCAAAUUCGAGAAGAGAAGCACCAUGAGAUGGCCAGAACAUUUGUCCACUCAAACUUUCAAGAACUUACGUGAUCGUUGGUUGGACAUGGUGGUUAUGCAGAAGCAGAAAGGAGGAGGCUGGCCUCAGAGAUGAUCUUGCCUUUCCUAACUAAAGGACAGAAGUGCAAUGUAGACUGAGUGGGCGUGUGAGUGGUCUAGAAACAUUUCCGUACUUUUUUUAACCAGCAGGAUGCAAACGGCAGAUGAAAUGAGGAGAAGCAGUUUCAGUUCUGAGAGCACGUUCCUGUCACCUCAGUAGCCACCCUAGUCUAGUCUCAGAAGGAAAUUUUUUAAACAAUGAAUUUUGGUGUAGGGUUCUGUGGAUGAUUUUUUUUCUUUUUAAGUUUUGGGGGAAAUAUUUGUUUAGUAAAUUUUGACGGUCAUCUAUAAAGCUAAGUUGUGAAGGACUCCAGUGUACCCCACUUUCUGCCUGUGAACAGUGGCUUUGAUAAUACCAAGUAUUGUCACAAUUUAUGAAAUCGAAGGCAACUCCCCCUCCCCACCCCGCUCCCCCAUUGCCUGGAGUACCAUGCGUUCACCCCAGUUCUGAUUUGUCCGUCACUGCUGGGAGCGUAAGUCGGAGCAGUGGAGGGAGGAGCUGCCGCCCACGGGGAAGCCAUCUUGAGCUCGCACGUACAAUGGAGGAUGUGGUGCUGCGGUCCCUACCCCCUGCUUCAGCGAAAGGCAGUCACCGUUGACUAUAUUCUGAAUUUUCUACCUUGGGGAAGAAGGGAACCAACAUUUAUACCAGACCAGAUGGCUAAAGUGCUUUUUAAUUUUUGUUUAAGUAGAGCUGGAAUUUGAGGUGCUGAUCUGUGGUGUACAGUUAUGUGGUAACUCAUGUUGUCUAACCAACUCACAAUUUUGUCAGCAAACAAAAAUGAAAUCUACUUCUUAGAGAGGCUAUAUUUUUCUGCUACAGAUUAUUUUAUAUUUAUAGCAAAAAGUAGACUUUUUGAGCCCUUGAUUGUCUAGGGUAAAUUAACUUCCUGAGAGGAUAUGGAGAUUUGGGUGGUUAAUUAGACUUAAAAAAAAAA
This is a messenger RNA of Lontra canadensis (Northern American river otter), 5382 nucleotides long. It is a transcript of the gene AFF1, whose product is annotated as AF4/FMR2 family member 1. The transcript is spliced from 20 exons. Gene Ontology annotation, biological process: regulation of gene expression. Gene Ontology annotation, cellular component: nucleus; super elongation complex. Bases 528 to 4217 code for a protein of 1229 amino acids. The record is from RefSeq and is a predicted model, not a curated record. NCBI's taxonomy places the organism in Eukaryota, Metazoa, Chordata, Mammalia, Carnivora, Mustelidae.